Drosophila persimilis is the source of this 1379-nucleotide messenger RNA. Its product is annotated as beta-1,4-N-acetylgalactosaminyltransferase bre-4. The transcript has a single exon. Bases 53 to 1021 code for a protein of 322 amino acids. The record is from RefSeq and is a predicted model, not a curated record. Gene Ontology annotation, molecular function: N-acetyl-beta-glucosaminyl-derivative 4-beta-N-acetylgalactosaminyltransferase activity. Gene Ontology annotation, biological process: carbohydrate metabolic process; glycosphingolipid biosynthetic process. Lineage: Eukaryota; Metazoa; Arthropoda; Insecta; Diptera; Drosophilidae.
GAUAUGUGUUACUGUUUUGUGGGAGUUCGCGUCCAGAUCCCGCUCCAACAUAAUGUUUGUACGGAUCCCGUAUCGACUCCACAUUUAUGACUUGCUGAAGACCAUUGGAAUCGUUACGCUCAUCGUGUACUUGGCGCUGCCUUUCCGCUUUGCGUCCCACUACGACUACAUCGAUGGCGCCCACAUAGAGGGUGCACUGCUCCCGCAGGUCACGCUAAAUGUCUCCUUGCAGCAAACAUUCGAAUGUAGCUACACGGACAUCAUUGCUAACAACAGAUUUUUGUACAGCAGCGCCUACUACCACGAGACCGUCCACCAUGCGGAGGAGAUCUGGCCAGGAGGGGAAUUCAGGCCGGAGCAGUGUCAGGCUCGGUACAGCACCGCCAUUAUUGUGCCCUAUCGCCAGCGGGAGAAGCAGCUGCGCGCCUUCCUCACCUACAUGCACAACUAUCUGCGCCAGCAACUGAUCCAUUAUCGAAUUUUUCUGGUCGAGCAGUACGACCAAAAGCCAUUCAACCGAGCCAUGCUCCUCAACAUCGGGGCCAAGGUGGCGGCCGAGUACGGUUUUCCGUGCCUCAUCCUGCAUGACGUGGACCUCAUGCCGCUAAACUCGGGGCAGAUGUAUGCCUGUGUGGAGACGCCUCGACACAUGUGCCCGGCGUUGGACCACUGGCGCUUCCACCUGCCUUACCAAGGCCUGUUUGGCGGUGUGGUGGCCAUAACUACCUUGCAGUUUAAACAGAUAAAUGGAAUGUCCAAUGUCUACCAUGGCUGGGGCGGUGAAGACGACGAUCUCUAUGUGCGUAUAAUGGACGAGGGAAUUGGUAUCUGCCGCUUCGCUCCGGAGUACAGCGAGUACACGAUGUUGAAGCACAAACCGGAGAAUCCCAAUGAGCAUCGUCGGGUACUCCUUCAAGCCGCUAAAUUGCGCCGAUUCAUGGAUGGACUUAGCUCGCUGGUCUACAAGGAGGUGGAACGACGGAUGCACAGUCUGUUUACGCACAUUCUGGUAGAGACCUGAGCUACGACUCAGUAUUGUUAAUUAGCUUUUAGCUUUUAACUAAUUGUUAGGGGACUAGGACUAGAACGAAAUAGGGGAUUCAUGGUGGAUGGAUACCCGCCCAAAAGGGGGCUUGUUAGUUAGUCGCACUGUUUUAUGCCUGGCAUUUAGAAUUGUUUUAGAUCUGGGAUGAAUAUAGUUUAGCAAGAGAUUAGCUACUUUGAUCGUGAUAUCUCCUCUCAUUAGGCUAAGUCGGGAAUCAAAGCUGUUAUGGAAGUAGUAGUACAAAGUGGAAAUCUUUAAAUAAGACUAUAUCGAAUAAUCAUGAUUAAGCACGCUCUGCAUCUGCCAAUAAUACAUAAAUCAAUAAAUAUGAAAA